This is a messenger RNA of Pseudozyma hubeiensis SY62, 1935 nucleotides long. Its product is annotated as vacuole protein. NCBI's taxonomy places the organism in Eukaryota, Fungi, Basidiomycota, Ustilaginomycetes, Ustilaginales, Ustilaginaceae. The transcript is spliced from 2 exons. The record is from RefSeq and is a predicted model, not a curated record. Gene Ontology annotation, molecular function: palmitoyltransferase activity. Bases 1 to 1935 code for a protein of 644 amino acids.
AUGAACAGCAACGACCCAACUGUAUUGAUUCGGAUCACCGUCACGGCACGAACUCUUCGGACAAGGACGCUGCUCCUUUGCGAAAACAACACCGGUCGAUCGAAGACGCGAUUCAUCACCAUGCGCGCCAUCGCCAAGAUCGUCCACACCUCCUUCCGGCGGGUCGAGCGCGCUGCCGACUGGCUCACUGGAUGCGCUGGUCCCGUGUUUGUCGCCAUCUGCAUCAUCCUCGUCGCGGGCGGUGUAUGGACCUUUUUCACAACCAUGUUUCUCGAGCUUGCUCCCGUACCCACAGAGCUCGCAAACCUCUUUCACACCUACUCUCCAGCCCACAUCGCUCUCGGCUUGGUACCCACGUUACUCGACUCGACCACAAAAGACCCAAUAGCCACUCUGCGCUUUUUCUUCUGGCUGGCUUUUUGCUUGUACAUUGUAUACAGCAUCGGCUGGCACUACUACAUGGCGUGCACUGUCCCGCCUGGCUCGGUAUGCGAUGGACUGGGAGACGUUUUCCCGGAACGCAGGAGCGGUCCCGGAAGCAACAUCUGGUGGGCCAGGUACAGAGCUAGAGCAGCAACAGCAUCGGGCCCAAAAGAGAACGGACUCAAGAGCGAUUCGCCACAUGUGAUAGCUCAUGGCCAACCCGAAGCUGCUGCUCCCGUUCGAGUCUCGUCGGUAGCCGACCUUAGGAAACUCAACAAAGCGCUAGAUGGGCUGGACAGCAACAGGGCGAGAUCCGCAUCCGUCACAGUUGGCUCUCGUUCUUCGUCUGGUGUCAGUGUCCCGUUCGUUCCGUCGCAUCGUUCUUCCAACAGCAGCGAGGCAGGCACGCCCCGCAUCUGGCCGAAAAGCGACUUGCCACUGUCAAUUCACGACCUCAACCCCAGUCUCGUCUCUACGCCAGCUCCACUCGACAGUGAGCCAUCGGCAAACCCACUCUUUGUCCGAGCUGCUGCGCGCCAGAGUCAGGAUGGCCACGUACGCGACACUGCCCUUCCCGAACGACAGACAGAAUGCCACGACGAGAUGGAUCAUGACGACGACGACGACGAAGACCUCUUCCCGCUCGCUGGCAUGUGCCACAAAUGCCCCAAGAUCCCGCUCGUGAAAGCGCUCACCGUGCUUCCACCCGAACUGCGCAAAAUCGAAAAGCAGAUCCGUACCAACAAGCCCUCGCAAACAUUCAACCCGAAACUCUCUGCCGACGACGUCGACGAAGGCGAGGCGGAGGUGCAGCGCUGGCUAGGCGACGAGGCAUCCAUCAAGCUCGUGGCGCCUCCGAAACCCGAGCGAUCGCACCACUGUCGAGCGUGCAAGACGUGUGCGCUCAAGUUCGACCACCAUUGCCCCUGGCUGAAUCAGUGCGUCGGGCUGGGCAACGAGCGGUACUUUGUGCUGUUCAUGGCGUGGCUCAGCUUCGGCUGCUCGAUCGUGGUGUGGUCCGGUGUUGGCGUCAUGAAGCAAUCGCUCAGCUGGAACGGCAAGUGGGAUUACCCGUACACGCCGAGGGUGUUGGUCAUGCUGCUGUUCAUUCUGGCGCUGGUCAUGGGAGCAGCGCUUGCAGUGAUGGCCGGUUGGCAGCUCAUCCUCGUCUCGAGGGGCGAGACGAGCGUCGAAUCGCAGGACAACACGCACUACAGAGAGUUGGCCGAGAAACGUGGACAGCAAUUUGUCAAUGUGUACGAUGUCGGAAGAUGGAGGAACCUCGAGCUGUUUUUCAAUGUCGGUGAGGGUUCGCCGUACGCGUGGUACACGGUGCUGUUGCCAAUGAGGGUGCCGCCGUAUUCGGAUGGCUGGCAUUUCGCCAAGCGGAGGGGGCUCGGUGGCAAACACGCGGGUAUCGAGCUGCAGGAACAGUUGACCGACGAAGAGUUUGACGACGAGCAUUACGAGAACGGUGCUGCAGCGAAGCAUGUCAAGAUACCCGCUUCGUGA